This is a messenger RNA of Clonostachys rhizophaga, 2637 nucleotides long. The record is from the annotation of a GenBank genome assembly. Lineage: Eukaryota; Fungi; Ascomycota; Sordariomycetes; Hypocreales; Bionectriaceae.
AUGUUGGCUGGCAAUGUCGCUGAAGAGGUUGAUGAUGACCUCUAUGACCGAUUAGAUGGCCUUGGAAGAGGAGAUAUGCCUAGUCUUACUUCUGACACGUGGCCCGGUCCCGUGGUCACUGAGGAACCAUCCUUUCCUUUCCCAACUGCUCGAAGAAUUCUACGUCGGCCUGUCGAUUGGACGACGUCCUGGGAAGCCGUGAAGACAUGGUUUGAUGACUGUGGUGCAAUCAUCGGACCUUUGGUACCUCCCGAUAUGAUACCUGAAAUUGUGCGUACUCUGUGGACGUACAGAGAUUUGAGCGCAGCAUCCGUGGUGGAUGUUCCCCCGACAGACAUUUACAGCCACAUCCCUCGGUUGAAGGAAGAUCAGUGGUCAUUUAUUUCGGAACAUCUACUUCCUCGGCUGUUGUGGUCCUUGCUUAAGCUGAGUUUCAAAAAGGUGGCCAUUGGUGUGAAGUCUGUCCUCGCCGUGGGCUGGGUACACGAGACUGGAGGUGUCAUGAAAAUCAAGACGGAGAGAUCCCAGAAGUUGAGAAACUGGCCUACCCCCAGGACACAGACCGAUGUCCGCAGUUUCUUGGGAGCCCUUGGACCGUGCAGGAGAUGGAUCCCCAACUGUGCUGAAAUUGCCAGACCUUUGAACAGACUCACCGGUGAUGUUGAGUGGCAAUGGACUGCCCCAGAAGCCGCUUCACUGGCUCUUUUGAAGAAGAUAGCAGCCGACGCCAUGGACAUGUUUGGCUAUGCAUUUGACUUGCCAGUCGACAUGUACACUGAUGCCAGUGGUUAUGGUGCGGGAUGUGCAGUCCUGCAGACUCGAGACAACCAUGCCUGGCCAAUCCUCUAUGAUUCAUUCCUGUUCAACAAAACUCAGCGGAACUAUGGCACAUACAAGCGGGAAUUGCUUGCUAUUGUGGAGUUCUGUCGAAAACACACACAUCUCUUCACGUUGAGAGGAAUGUCCACUAUCUGGACUGACCAUAAACCGCUCACUUGGUUUCUAUCUGCGUCUAAUCAUGAAGGGAUUUACGCUCGAUGGGUUACAGAACUGAGACUACUGAAUGUCCAAAUCAAGUAUAUAGAGGGAAAACGCAAUGCGGCCGCUGAUGGUCUGUCGAGAACUAUUUUCCCUGGGGACAUGUGCUCUGAUGCUGUGGAGGAUUUACAGACUUGUGGUCAUAUGGAAGGAGGCGAAUGGAUCUGGAAGGAUGGACUCGAUGGUUACAAGAACUUGCUGGAGCUGUUGGCAAGACAACCUGAUGCCACCCUGCCUCCACAGAUGACCAAAGCCCUUGGCUGUCAUGUGGAUUCUUUUAUGCCCUCUUGGGACCAAAUUUGUUGGUCGGACAAGACUUCGUUGGGGGAUGAUUGGACCAGACUUGUUGGAGGCGAUCCCAUCUGGGUGAGAAUCAACGCAUCAACUAUGUCAGACCGGCAUGAAGAAAUGGCAGAUUUUGCGGCAAGUUCGUGGUAUUCGGACGUGACCAAGUACCUGUUGUCAGGCGAGAUGAUGGACCAAUAUGACAGACAUGAAUUGAGAAGGAUACGGGCCAAAGCCCAGAGUUACAGGAUCAAAGAUGAACGGUUGUGGAAGAAUAUCAGAGGGAAGUGGUUGAGGUGUCUGUUGGACGACGAGAUCGCUCAAGCCUUGUACGAUGCUCAUGAUGAAAUGGGACAUUUCCACCCAGAGAUUACCAGACGACAUUUGGUGAGGACAGUUUGGUGGCCUGGAAUGACUACAGAUGUCGUUGAUUACUACAACGGGUGUUUGGUGUGUGCUCGCCAUGCAUCAGCCAAGACAAAGGCCCCAGAUCAACCACUGCGGGUUGAUGCCCCAUUUCAACUUCUGGGUUGUGAUCACAUAGGUCCCUUUCCUGUGACCUUGCGGCAUCACAAAUACAUCUUGGUUAUCGUCGACUAUUUUUCUCGCUACACGUGGUUGAUCCCAUGCAAGUCCGUGUCUGCAGAUGAUUCGGUAGCUGCCCUGGAGCAAUGGUUUUGCUGGGUGCCUGAACUCCCUAUGGUUAUAUAUCUAGACCCCGAGUCUGGAUUCAGGUCAGCGAAGUUUGUCAAUGCCGCAAGACGAAGGCAUGUCGAAGUUGUCCACUCACCAUCUACAUCCCACAAGAGUACGGGCAUGGCUGAGGUCACUGUGAAGAUAUCACAACAAAUCCUGGGGAAGAUUGCCGGAGGACUCCUUGCCUGGGAUGAUAACCUGGCUGCGGUCAUGUCAAGUAUCAACAAGCGACAUAUUCGAUCCCUGGGAUUUUCUCCAUCAGAGAUAUUGUAUGGCCUUGGGCCAAGAUCAGGUCUGGAUCUGAAGUAUGCCUCACUGUCUACCAUUGACAGGCGAUCAUACAUUCGGUUGGGGAGACACCGAAUGGACAGGGAUUCUUUUCAAGCUGAACUCGUGUUGCGACACUUGAGCCAGUUACACGAUAUCCAGCAGAAUAUCAAGAACCAGCGCUACGAUACCGCCGCUGUCAGACAAGCUGCACAUGAUGCUCGACAGUCGAGACCUUUGGACGUUGAUGAUUUGGUCAUGCUGUUACAGGAGGGAAAACCGCCAAAACUGAGACCUCGUUGGAGAGGACCAUUUCGAAUCUCGCGACGCACUAGCAGGGCAUUAUAUUAA